AUGCACCGUUCCAGCAACACUCCAUACCAAGGCGUCGAUAGCGCUCGAUUCGAUCUACUGCGGAGAGCUGGAAGUGCUAGCAACGGAACCUUUACAUCGGUUCAAACUUCCCAUUGCACCACCGAAUACGAUCCAGAAGUGGAAACAGAAGGAUUGUCUUGUAAGCUGGUGUUUACCUAUACGGAAGAAUAUCCGGACACUGCGCCACUGGUAGAAAUCGAAGAUCCGGAAAAUUUUCGUGAUGGGUACGAAAAAGGUCUGUUGGAGCAUAUUCAAGAAACGAUCCAAGAAAAUAUUGGCAUCGAAAUGAUUUUUUCGUUGGUGAGCUCCGCACAAGAGUGGCUCAAUUGCAAAUACGACGAACUGAAGAAUGAAGCCGAAAAUGAGAAAGAGGAAGCAAAGCGACGUCUGGAGGAAGAGGAACGCAAAAAGUUCGAAGGCACUCGCGUUACAGUGGAAUCGUUUAUGGUGUGGAAAACCAAUUUCGAGCGGGAUAUGGGAAUCACGGAGCGGAAAGAAAAGAUUCUCGGCGAAACGCGGAAGCUUACUGGGAAAGAGCUGUUCCUCCAGGAUAAUACUCUCAACGAAUCCGAUCUUAAGUUCCUUAUGGAUGCAGGAGAACCUAUCGAGAAUGUGCGAAUCGAUGAGUCCCUGUUCCAGAACAUUGAAGAUCUUGAACUGGACUCGGACGAUGAUGACGAUGAAGAUUAUGUGCCGGACGAAAAAUAAAACGGGGAGCGAAAAGCGUGUCGGUCUGUGGAAUCGUUAUUUGAAUGUUUUUUUUUUUAUAUUUACUUGCUUAGGACCUUAAAAAUGUGAAAGGGCAUGUUUAACAAAACAAGUAUCGAUUGAAGUCGGAAAAAAA
This is a messenger RNA of Aedes aegypti (yellow fever mosquito), 865 nucleotides long. Its product is annotated as RWD domain-containing protein 1-like. Gene Ontology annotation, molecular function: protein binding. Gene Ontology annotation, biological process: cytoplasmic translation. The coding region runs from base 1 to 729 and encodes 242 amino acids. NCBI's taxonomy places the organism in Eukaryota, Metazoa, Arthropoda, Insecta, Diptera, Culicidae. The record is from RefSeq and is a predicted model, not a curated record. The transcript has 3 exons.